Molecule: messenger RNA, 2292 nt
Organism: Hemiscyllium ocellatum (epaulette shark)
Lineage: Eukaryota; Metazoa; Chordata; Chondrichthyes; Orectolobiformes; Hemiscylliidae
Product: chloride anion exchanger-like
Exons: 21
Coding region: 1-2265 (754 amino acids)
Biological process (GO): transmembrane transport
Cellular component (GO): membrane
Molecular function (GO): chloride transmembrane transporter activity; secondary active sulfate transmembrane transporter activity; oxalate transmembrane transporter activity
Source: RefSeq, a predicted model, not a curated record
AUGCUUUCUGGGAACCAACAUUACAUUGUGGCUCGACCAGCUUACUCUGAAGUCAGCUUUAAAGAGCAUAAUCAGCAAGUGGAGAGGUAUCACAAGACAAUCUGGGACCAUCUGAAAAUGUGUUGCUGGUGUUCGACUGCAAAGGCAAAAAGGAUCUUUUACACGUUCCUUCCCAUCGCAUCUUGGCUGCCAGGAUAUAAUGUGAAAGAAUGGCUUCCCAGUGAUCUUGUGUCUGGUGUUAGCACUGGACUUGUGAGUGUCUUGCAAGGGCUGGCUUUUGCUCUGCUGGUGAAUGUCCCUGCUAGCUACGGUCUAUAUUCAGCAUUCUUCCCUGUCUUGACGUACUGUAUUCUGGGAACAUCAAAACAUUUAUCAGUUGGUCCCUUUCCAGUGUUGAGUUUGAUGGUGGGCACAGUGGUGAACAGACUGGUGACUGAUGGUAAUACAGCAGUGAACAGUACUCUAUUCCCUGAUGAUAUGAGUAUAGAAGACAGACAGGUCUGGGUUGCUUCAUCUGUCACUCUACUUGCUGGGAUUUUUCAGUUGGCUCUUGGAUUACUGCAAGUUGGUUUCAUUGUCAUUUACCUGUCAGAUCCAAUGAUCUCAGGCUUCACCACAGCUGCUGCCAUUCAUGUCCUUAUUUCUCAGCUCAAAUUUGUCCUGCAGUUGAAUGUUCCGGGGUUUAAUGGACCACUUUCUGUGAUUUACACACUGGAAUAUAUUUUCAAACAUAUCACUGAAACAAACGUCCCAGAUGUCAUCAUUUCACUUAUCAUCAUGGUUGUUGUAUUUAUUGUGAAAGAAAUAAAUGAUCGAUUCAAGUCAAAACUGCCUGUACCUAUUCCCAUUGAAGUUAUAAUGACAAUUAUCGCAACUGGGGUCUCGUAUGCUUUCAACUUCAAUGAAAAAUACAAUGUUGACAUUAUUGGAAACUUAACAAGUGGCUAUCAGAGUCCUCUCACUCCCAAUAUGGGUGUCUUACAACAGAGUGUUGGUGAUGCUUUCUCGAUUGCGAUUGUUGGUUUUGCUGUUGCAUUUUCUGUGGCCAAGGUCUAUGCCAUCAAACACGAUUAUGUUCUUGAUGGAAAUCAGGAAUUAGUGGCUUUUGGAGUCAGUAAUAUGUUUUGUGGAGCAUUUCGUGGUUUUGCAGGAAGCACAGCUCUGUCUCGAACUGCUGUUCAAGAAAGCACAGGAGGUAAAACACAGCUUGCUAGUCUGAUAUCUGCUGUGAUGGUGAUGAUUGUAACUCUGGCCAUUGGGUUUCUGCUUGCACCACUACCCAAGUCGGUUUUAGGAGCUCUUGUCAUCAUAAAUUUGAAAGGAAUGUUAAUGCAAUUUAGAGAAAUCGGGAUUCUGUGGAAGAAAGACAAGUUUGACUGUCUGGUUUGGAUAAUGGCUUUCAUUGCUGCUGUUCUUCUUGGGCUUGACAUUGGUCUUGGGGCAGGUGUAGGAUUCGAACUGCUGACUGUUGUGUUCAGAACACAGUUUCCACAAUGUUCUGUAUUGGCAAAUAUUAGUGGAACGGAUAUCUACAAGAACAGGAAAGACUACCUCAAUAUUUAUGAGCCUGAAGGAGUAAAGAUUUUUCGAUGCCCUUCACCGAUUUUCUUUGCAAACGUUGACUUCCUUAGGAGCAAACUCAUUGAGGCUAUUGGGUUUAAUCCACUCCGAAUCCUCCGGAAAAGGAAUAAAGCUCUGAAGAAGAUCAAAAAAAUGUUGCGGAAAGGAGAGUUAGUCAUCACUUCAAAAGGCUAUGUUCAAACUGCAGAUAGAAGUCAGGAGAGUGACUCGGAAAAUGAAGAUAAUAACACGAUUGAAGAACUGGAUAAAGCGACAGAUAUGAAGGAAUUGCCGAUGCGGAUUGAUUGGAAAUUACCUCUUCCAGCUGGUCUUUCUGUUCCCACUGUGGAAAUACAUAGCAUUGUCCUUGACUUUGCUGCAGUAUCUUUCCUGGAUGUGUCUGCUAUGAAAGGCUUGAAAUCGAUCUUGAAAGAAUUUUUCCGGAUUGAAAUUGAUGUUUAUAUCGCUGCUUGUGGUGAUUUAAUCCUGGAGAAAUUAAAAAGUUGUGAAUUUUUUGACGAUGAAAUCAGUCCAAAAAUAUUCUUUCUUACUAUCCACGAUGCAAUGCUCUGCAUAUUGGACAAGCAUGAUCCCAGUAAUUCUGUCAACAUCAUAUGUGACAAGGUACAUAACAUCAAGGAAACAAAUUCUGAAGGAGAUUUAAAAAAGAGGAACUUUGGGGUGCAGUCAGAUACAAAGUUCUGAGUGUCUGUAAAACAAACAGAAAACUGA